GUAAUCAAUUCUGGACCGGACCGCUCCCUCCCCUAAUCCUAUGUCUUCUGCAACCUGAAAAAAAAAAAAAAACACAGAGCAGCUACUCUUGUUCCAUGGAUCCCCAAAACCCAAUGCCCCUGAAAACCCACUCGGUCUCCUCCACCGAUUCUCCCGAGUUCACUCACCUAACCUCCUCCCUGACUCGCUCCACCAUCAUUGCCCUCGACGCCGAGUGGAAGCCCCUCCGCUCCCACCACCCCACUUACCCAACCGUCUCUCUCCUCCAACUCGCCUGCCAACUCGGCGACGACUCUGUCGUCGUCUUCCUGCUCGACUUGGCCUCCGUCCCUCUGCCUUCAAUAUGGGUUCUGCUGAGGGACGCGUUUGUGAACCCUGAUGUUCUGAAACUGGGUUUCAGGUUUAAGCAGGAUUUGGUUUACCUGUCGUCCACUUUCAGCUCUCAGGGUUGUGAUCCUGGGUUUGAUAGGGUGGAGCCAUAUUUGGAUAUUACGAGCAUAUACCAGCAUCUGCAACAGAAGCAACAUGGGAAGAAGACACCAAAGGAAACCAAGAGUUUGGCAACUAUCUGCAAAGAACUCCUUGGCAUUUCUCUUUCAAAGGAACUACAAUGUAGUGAUUGGUCAUGUCGCCCUCUUACAGAAGAGCAGAAAACAUAUGCAGCUAUGGAUGCACAUUGCUUGCUUGAAAUAUUCAAUGUCUUCCGAGUGAAAGUCAUUAAGGAAGGGAUCUUAGUUCACUCUCCUUCUGAACCACAUCCCGCCAUUGUGAACCUUGGGUUGAAACAAGUUCUUGAGAAGCUUGAUAUAUGUAAUAAAGUUGUAAGGAUGAAAUUUUGUGAAGCCGUAGAUAUGGUCCGAGCUACUGAUGUUUCUAAUGAUAUAACUACUGUAGAGGGAACAGCUAUUAUGACACAGCAUAGGAAUACCCAGCCUAUGGAUGAAUUUCUCUUGAAGGUUGUAAGCAGAUAUGGGGAAAAGAUUUUAUUGGGAGAAUCUGAUAAGAAAGCCAAAGCUAGCAAAAGAAAAGGCAAAAGACGGUCAUCAGUGGGUUUCAAGCAAGGACAUUAUUUUGAUGAUUGGAAAGGUCCUGCACCAUGGGAUUUGACUGUAGGGGGUGAUGGACAUCCGAAGUUUUUAUGUGAUGUGAUGGUCGAAGGCUUAGCUAAACAUUUAAGAUGUGUUGGGAUCGAUGCUGCAAGCCCAUAUUCGAAAAAGCCUGAAUCCAGGGAAUUAAUAGAUCAUGCAAAUAGAGAGAAAAGAGUGCUCUUGACGCGGGAUGCUAAGCUACUUAGAUACGAGUAUCUAAUCAAAAAUCAAAUAUAUAGGGUGAAGAGUCUUCUCAAGAAUGAACAGCUACUUGAGGUAAUUGAAACUUUCCAACUGAAAGUUAGUGAAGAUCAGCUGAUGUCAAGAUGCACCAGAUGCAAUGGUAGGUUUAUUCAAAAGCCCUUGACGACUGAAGAAGCUGUGGAAGCUGCAAAAGGUUUCCAAAGAAUCCCUAACUGCUUGUUUGAUAAGAAUCUACAGUUUUGGCAAUGCAUGGACUGCAACCAGCUUUACUGGGAGGGAACUCAGUACCACAAUGCAGUUCAGAAGUUCAUUGAUGUCUGCAAGUUGAACGAGUAAGUUGAACUGGAUAAUCAUUGUGCAUGCUAGUGGCCUAUUUGUUCUCGCUCGCAUUUUCUGAGGUCUAAUUUCAAUCCUUGUUGUAAUAUAAUCCUGUUGAAUAGUUCCAAGCAAUCUAUUUUACCAUCCAUAUCAGUGAUGGUAUUGCCUCAUGCCCCCACUAGGUAUAGAAGUCAGCUUGAUCUUGAAGUAUAACAAUUAACUUUAACAUUCUGUUGGAUGUAGAAGUGAAUGUAGGGGACAAAUUCUCCCUAGUUAACGGGAUUAAAGUAUGAAUCUACUUCAUUUUCAAUCUAAGGAAUGUUCAGGGUGA
Rosa chinensis is the source of this 1941-nucleotide messenger RNA. Its product is annotated as exonuclease mut-7 homolog. The transcript has 8 exons. Gene Ontology annotation, biological process: nucleobase-containing compound metabolic process. Bases 96 to 1628 code for a protein of 510 amino acids. The record is from RefSeq and is a predicted model, not a curated record. NCBI's taxonomy places the organism in Eukaryota, Viridiplantae, Streptophyta, Magnoliopsida, Rosales, Rosaceae. Gene Ontology annotation, molecular function: nucleic acid binding; 3'-5' exonuclease activity.